UUCUUCUCUCACUAUAUCCAAACAUCUUUAUAGUAUGCUUUGAUCUUGUUCCUCUUACCAUUUUCCGCAUCCGUUGCAAUUGCAGAAAUACGAAAGCUUUCAUCGUCAUUAUCAUCACCGUUCAUCUCGUUGAAACAGACCAAAUCAGCCAUUUAUGUUGCAGUAUAAAUAUACAUCAAGGUCUUUCUUGUAGUUCUUUGUUGUAUCUUUAGUAAAAAAGCCAUGACAUUUAGAUCAUCCACAAGUUUCCUAGAGUUGGCUUGUAAGGAUCUCAUGAAUGUUCCCCAGACUCCUCGAACUCUUCCUAAGGUGAUGACUGUUCCUGGCAUCAUCUCUGAUCUAGAGGACGAUUCAGACACCACAAUGUCAUCAUGCCGCGAGCGAAAGAUUAUUGUGGGAAAUAUGCUGCCUUUGCAAGUACACAAAGAUGUUGAAACUUCCAAAUGGUAUUUCAGUUGGGAUGAAGACUCUCUUCUGUUACAAAUGAAGGAUGGUUUUCCACCUGGGACUGAGGUCAUAUACGUAGGUUCUCUCAAGGUAGAAGUAGAUGCAAGUGAACACGACGAAGUUGCUCAGAUACUUCUAGACAAUUUCAAUUGUGUGCCAACUUUCCUUCCUCACGACCUUUAUAAAAAGUUCUAUCACGGUUUCUGCAAACAGCAGCUAUGGCCUCUAUUUCAUUACAUGCUGCCCAUGUGUCCAGAUCACGGCGAACGCUUUAACCGUCAACAUUGGCAAGCUUAUGUAUCUGCUAAUAAAAUAUUUGCAGACAAAGUUAUGGAAAUUAUUAACCCAGAAGAUGAUUACGUUUGGCUUCAAGAUUAUCACCUUAUGGUUCUUCCUACAUUCCUGCGUAAGAGCUACCAUCGUGUUAAGAUUGGUUUCUUCCUUCACAGUCCUUUCCCUUCAUCUGAGAUAUACCGCACCUUACCUGUCCGCGAUGAAGUUCUGAAAGGAUUGCUGAAUUGCGAUCUAAUUGGGUUUCAAACGUUUGAUUACGCACGUCACUUCCUGUCAUGCUGCAGUAGGAUGUUGGGCCUCAACUAUGAAUCCAAACGAGGACAUAUCGGUCUUGACUAUUUCGGUCGUACUGUUUACAUUAAAAUCCUACCUGUUGGUAUUCAUAUGGGUCAACUCGAAACUGUGAUGAAUCUUCCUUCUACAUCCGCAACUGUGAAAGAAAUUACUGAGCGGUACAAAGGAAAAAAAAUGAUUAUUGGCGUCGAUGACAUGGAUAUCUUCAAGGGAAUCAGUUUAAAACUUCUAGCCUUUGAACAUCUCUUACACCAGCAUCCACAUUUACAAGGCCAAUUGGUCUUGGUUCAGAUUGUAAAUCCUGCAAGAAGUUCAGGGAAAGACGUCCAGGAAGCUAAAAAGGAGACAUAUUCAGCAGUGAAGAGGAUCAAUGAGAUUUAUGGUUCCCCCGAUUACGAGCCAGUAGUUCUCAUUGACCGUCAUGUUCCUCGUUAUGAGAAAACCGCCUAUUAUGCCAUGGCAGAUUGCUGUAUCGUCAAUGCAGUUAGAGAUGGUCUGAACCUCGUUCCGUACAAGUAUACUGUGUGCAGACAGGGAUCCCAAGGUAAUAUAAAAUCGGCUGAUUCUCCUCGUACUAGUAUGCUUGUUGUGUCCGAGUUCAUCGGUUGUUCGCCAUCUUUGAGUGGAGCAAUCAGGGUUAACCCGUGGGACAUUGAUUCAGUGGCCGAGGCUUUGAAGUCUGCAAUCUCCAUGCCAGAUUCUGAAAAGCACUUGCGGCAUGAGAAACAUUAUCACUAUAUUACUACUCAUGAUGUUGCUUACUGGACUCGUAGCUUUAUGCAAGAUUUAACGAGAGCAUGCCAAGAACACUAUACAAAGCGGUGCUGGGGAAUCGGCCUUGGCCUUGGCUUUAGAGUUAUUGCUCUUUCGCCUAACUUUAGGAAGUUGUCUAUUGAUCUCAUUGUCUCUACAUAUACAAAGACCAAAAGAAGGGCAAUAUUUUUGGACUAUGAUGGUACCAUUGUUCCUGAAAGCUCUAUUAAUAAGAGUCCAAGUCCUGAAGUAAUUAGUGCCUUGAGUACUCUCAGCAAUGAUCCUAUGAACACUGUGUUUAUUGUUAGUGGAAGGGGAAGAAGUUCGUUGAGUGAGUGGCUUUCCCCUUGCGAGAAGCUUGGCAUUGCUGCCGAGCAUGGUUAUUUCAUGAGGUGGAAUAAGAACUGUGAGUGGGAAUGCAGUCCGUCUUCAACUGACUUCGAGUGGAAAGAGCUUGUAGAACCAGUGAUGAAAUCAUACACAGAGGCUACAGAUGGAUCUAGCAUAGAGUCGAAAGAGACUGCAUUAGUAUGGCACCACCAAGAUGCGGAUCCUGAUUUUGGAACAUGCCAAGCCAAAGAAUUGACGAAUCAAUUGGAAAAUGUACUUGCAAAUGAACCUGCAAGUGUCAAUAGGGGACAAAAUAUUGUUGAAGUCAAACCACAAGGAGUGAGCAAAGGAUUGGUUGCAGAGAAGGUUCUGUCAACUAUGGUUGACAGGCUGACGCCACCAGACUUUGUAAUGUGCAUUGGAGAUGAUCGAUCAGAUGAAGACAUGUUUGCUAGAAUACUUAAUACAGUUUCUGGCCCAUUGUUUCCAACUCCACCGGAGAUAUUUGCGUGCACAGUUGGUCGAAAACCAAGCAAGGCUAAGUAUUACCUUGAUGAUGCUACUGAUGUGAUUCGUAUGCUUAGAGGGCUUGCUAAUGCCUCAAGUCCAAAACCCAUCCAAACCACACAACACUUCCGGGUUUUAUUCGAUAAUGCAUAUUGAUCAUGUCUUUUUGUGUUACAGUUUUGAUGACCAGGAAGUAUGUUCCUGGUUAUGUAAUGGCUGUUUAUGGGUGAAUAGACCUAGAAAAAAAGUGACUUAAACGAUCAUCUCUGUAUAUCU
This is a messenger RNA of Impatiens glandulifera, 2901 nucleotides long. RefSeq names its product probable alpha,alpha-trehalose-phosphate synthase [UDP-forming] 8. Lineage: Eukaryota; Viridiplantae; Streptophyta; Magnoliopsida; Ericales; Balsaminaceae. Gene Ontology annotation, molecular function: catalytic activity. Gene Ontology annotation, cellular component: cytosol. Bases 223 to 2781 code for a protein of 852 amino acids. The transcript is spliced from 4 exons. Gene Ontology annotation, biological process: trehalose biosynthetic process. The record is from RefSeq and is a predicted model, not a curated record.